AUGGCUCCCAAGAGACCUCUUGAAUCAGGAGAGCCCUCUUCAGAGGCCAAGAAACCCAAACGCGGUUUUAGAGUAGGGCCAGAUAAUUUGCCUGAUGGGCCAUGGCGAAGAAAAGUUACAAAAAUAAAAAAGGAUCUCAUUCAAAAAGCCAAGGUCAAGAAAGAAUACGCCAAGAUUAAGGCCCGCGAGCAGCAAAAGGAUGACAACGAUGAUGGCGUAAAUCCACAAGAUGAGACGCCCAAGUCGCAGGAAGAAGGACAAGAGAAAAUGCAUCCAACACGAGAACUCAUGCUCAAGGAUGAGGAGAAGGCACAAGCAGGCGCUGGCGCGUCCGCGGAUCCUACCAGCGAUGGCAUGAGACGACGCACCCGACGGCCAGGUUACUACGACAAGCAGCUCAAAAAGGCAGAGGAGCGCAAAAAGGAAUCCGAGCAGAAGGCUCAGGAGAUUCAGCGGAGGACAGAGGAGAGGGAGAGAAGGCUCGCGGAGAGGGAGCGGUUUAGGAAGGCCAUGGCAAAGACCAUCGGGAGGGAUGGCAAGAAGAAGUUGGGUAGGGAGAGUACGAUAUUACUCGAUAAAGUGAAGAGGAUUAUGGAGAAGUGA
Metarhizium acridum CQMa 102 is the source of this 603-nucleotide messenger RNA. RefSeq lists its product as uncharacterized. The record is from RefSeq and is a predicted model, not a curated record. Lineage: Eukaryota; Fungi; Ascomycota; Sordariomycetes; Hypocreales; Clavicipitaceae.